UUGCGCCACGUACAGUAGUCGGGUGCCCUCUUGUUACUCAAUUAUUAAUCAACGUCAGUACGUCAGGGGGGACAUUGAACAGAUCUUCUUUUUUUUUUGAGAAAGGACGAUCGUCGCUCUCAACCUUUCCGCUUUUAUUUAGUUUAUUAAAUACUACAGUCUGGGCCAGAGUUCGCUCAACUGUGGUUAACUUUGUUUAACCAUUUUGUGCUUGACAAUAGAUGAAGGAUCGUUUUGUCAAACUUAUUGUAAGCCCGUACGUUCAGGUUUUAGAAUUGUAUGCGUCCUGCGUGCACUCUGCAGCUGUGGUUGUUGAAAGUUGAAUGCGGUGUUUAUUUUGAGUGAAGAGCUCAGGACAACAAUGGCUUUGAGUAAAGAUGUUGCCGACAUUGAGAAUCUACUGGUGUUGAACCCUAGAGUAUUACAUCAUGCUAGUCUGGUAACCACCUCAACUACCAAGAAGAAUCGCAAACACUGGAAGCGAAAUGGACCGACAUCAUGUGCGACCUGUGGUGACCUUGAGAAUAACUUUGAUGACAUCAAGCAUACUACACUAAGUGAGCGGGCUGCCCUGAAAGAAGCAGCAAGAUGCCUCAAGUGUGCGGAUGCCCCGUGCCAGAAGAGCUGCCCUACACAGCUAGAUGUGAAGACAUUCAUCACAAGCAUUGCUAAUAAGAACUACUACGGUGCAUCUAAGGCCAUUUUCUCUGACAAUCUGUUGGGUUUGACGUGUGGCAUGGUGUGCCCUACGAGUGACCUUUGCGUUGGUGGCUGUAACCUCCAUGCUUCAGAAGAGGGCGCUAUUAACAUUGGUGGACUGCAGCAGUUUGCAACCGAGAUCUUCAAAGCUAUGAAGAUUCCUCAGAUUCGUAACCCAUCCCUCCCGCCUCCAGACCAGCUUCCUGAGAGCUUCAACUCCAAGAUAGCUCUCCUAGGCUGCGGACCAGCCAGUAUUAGCUGUGCCACCUUCCUUGCUCGUUUGGGCUACUCUGACGUCACCAUCUUCGAGAAAGAAGAUUUCAUCGGUGGUUUGAGCUCCUCUGAGAUUCCUCAGUUCCGCUUGGCUUAUGAUGUGGUUUCCUUUGAAGUGGACUUGAUGAAAGAUCUUGGAGUCAAGGUUGAACAUGGCAAAAGUCUUGGUGGAAAUGGCCUGACUGUUGAAUCCUUGAAGGAGUCUGGGUACGAGGCUGUCUUCUUGGGUAUUGGACUACCAGAGGCUAAGCGUAUAGCAGUCUUUGAUGGCCUGACUCUGGAGCAGGGGUUCUAUACCUCUAAGGAUUAUCUUCCUGUUGUAUCCAAAGCCAGUAAAGCAGGUAUGUGUUCUUGCAAGUCUCAACUUCCAAAACUCCACGGUAAUGUCAUUGUUCUCGGUGCUGGUGACACUGCCUUUGACUGUGCCACAUCGGCCCUUCGCUGUGGAGCUAAACGUGUCUACAUUGUCUUCCGUAAGGGCUUCACGACUAUCAGGGCUGUACCAGAAGAGAUGGAACUUGCCAGGGAGGAGAGAUGUGAGUUCAUGCCAUUCCUGUCUCCAAGGAAGGUCAUCUUGAAGGCUAAUCGGAUCACUGGGCUGGAGCUGUGUCGUACUGAACAAGAUGACAAUGGGAAAUGGGUGGAAGAUGAGGAACAGACUGUCCGUCUGAAGGCUGAUUUCAUUAUCUCUGCGUUUGGCUCUACACUCCUUAACGAACAAGUGAAAUCAGCCAUGGCCCCCAUCAAGUUCAAUUCCUGGGGUCUACCAGAGAUUAGUCCAGACACUAUGCAGAGCAGUGAGCCAUGGGUGUUUGGUGGUGGUGAUAUAGCUGGACAGGCUAACACUACUGUAGAAUCAGUCAACGAUGGUAAAACUGCUGCCUGGUUCAUGCAUAAAUACCUACAGUCCCUACACGGUCUUCCUGUCCAAGCCAUCCCUAAGCUUCCCAAAUUCUACACCCCAAUCGACACCGUUGACAUCAGCAUGGAGGUUUGUGGGAUGAAGUUUGAGAACCCCUUUGGCCUGGCUAGUGCCCCACCCACCACAUCAGCGGCCAUGAUACGACGAGCCUUCGAGGCAGGUUGGGGAUUCGCUGUCACGAAAACCUUCACCAUGCUCAAAGACAUUGUGACCAACGUGUCUCCUCGCAUUGUUCGGGGCACCACAUCCGGCCAUAUGUUUGGCCCUGGUCAGGGUUCCUUCCUAAACAUUGAGCUGGUCAGUGAGAAGACCGCUACCUACUGGUGCCAGAGUGUCCGAGAACUUAAAGAUGACUUCCCGGAAAAGAUUGUCAUUGCUAGCAUCAUGUGCAGCUUUAAUAAGGAAGAUUGGGUUACACUGGCUAAAAUGGCUGAGGAUCAUGGAGCUGAUGCCCUUGAGUUGAACCUGUCCUGCCCCCAUGGUAUGGGGGAGAGGGGCAUGGGUCUCGCCUGUGGCCAAAACCCUGAGCUGGUGCUAAACAUCUGCCGCUGGGUCCGGGAGACCGUCAAGAUUCCAUUCUUUGCCAAGUUGACCCCAAAUGUGACUUCCAUUGUUGAGAUAGCUCGUGCAGCUAAAGAUGGGGGUGCCGAUGGUGUUACAGCCACCAACACUGUCUCUGGUCUGAUGGGAUUAAAGGGUACAUCCAGCGCCUGGCCUGCUGUGGGUAAAGAGCAACGGACAACAUACGGUGGUGUAUCUGGUAACGCUAUCCGACCUAUCGCUCUUCGUGCAGUGUCUGCCAUCGCUAACGCACUACCUGGUUUCCCUAUACUGGCCACUGGGGGGAUUGACUCUGCUGAUGCAGGCAUGCAGUACUUGCAUGGUGGAGCUGUGGCACUUCAGGUUUGCAGUGCCGUACAGAACCAGGACUUUACUUUGAUUGAGGACUACGUGACCGGACUCAAGACUCUGCUCUAUCUGGAGAGCAUUGGAGCAUUUGAGGAUUGGGACGGUCAGAGUCCACCGACUGCCAGACACCAGAAGGGAAAACAAGUUCCUAAAGUUAGCGACAUGGUGGGCAAGCAUCUUCCAUCCUUUGGACCGUAUCAACAAGAGCGUAUACGUAUAUUGGCCCAGCAUAAGAGAAAGCUGGACCUGUUGGAUCCUUCUCUUGAACCUGAAGAUCCACGGACUAUCAGUAAACCCAAGAAAUCUGUCCCUAAUGUCAAGGAUGUUAUUGGCGCUGCUCUAGACCGCAUCGGCAGCUACGGUGACCUGGACAAUAAACAACAAGUGGUGGCGCUCAUCGAUGAAGAAAUGUGCAUCAACUGCGGCAAAUGCUACAUGACUUGUAACGAUAACGGAUACCAGGCUAUCACCUUUGACCCUAAGACCCAUCUACCACAUGUAACAAAGGACUGCACUGGUUGUACGCUAUGCGUCAGUGUCUGUCCGAUCAUAGAUUGUAUUACUAUGACUAAGAGAGACAGGCCCUAUGUGCCGAACCGAGGUGUUCCUAUGAGUCAGUCAGUUUAAAAUGACAAUAUGGAGCAUUUGUAUAGCGCUAGGCGAAAAAGAACAGAGCGCUUUUAAGGAGACAAGAAUAAAAACAAAACAACAAACUGAAGUGCCAUAUAAAAAUACUCUGAGCAAAAAGUAAGGUACAACAUUGGUUUACAGAAAAAUUAUCACAUCCUCAGGUUUUCAAGAGAUGGUACUAGAUAGAAUGGUGCAGUUUUUAUUUUCAGAUUUAAAAAAUAUAUAAUUUCUACGACUCGUGCAAAAGACUUGCUUGGUGGCAUUCCUUUUGCUGAGAGAAAUUUUUCCGUUUUCAACUAGGUGAAAAUGAUUUGAGAAGCAAAAUAAUCUUUGGGUGAAAUGACAUUGAAAGUUACAAGUUUUUGAGCUAAUCAAGGAUUUAAAUCCUAUAUAAAUGUAGAUAAUUAUACAUGUAUACAAUAAAUCUAAUAUUUGAAAAUUGAAUUUCAAAAGGUGGUAGAGUUUUUUGAGAAAUGGCCAAAAAUCUAGAGCAGUUGUGUCCAAGCAGGAAGAACACUCAGACAAACUUUACUGAGAUUGAAAUGUUUCUGAAUCUCUAAAACCACAUUCCUUUAAAGGAAAUGUUUCUCAAAAUGUUAUACAUUGUCUUGGUGCAAGACGUUUCUCGUUUUCCUUUCACGCACAGCGCGGCCAUCUCACAAACAGCGCCCGCAACGAGUCACCUGACUUAGUCCACCCACAAUGGACCAAGACGUUUCUCGCAGGGCGGUGGGUAGACUAAGUCAGGUGAGUCGUUGUUGGUGAGAUGGCCGCGCUGUGCGUGAAAGGAAAACGAGAAACGUCUUGCACCAAGACUUUGUAAUACAUUGUCAACAAUAAAAUGUGUGUUUAAUAAUAUAAAUUGUGUUAAUGAUAAAGUAUGCAGUGAUUACAAUUAUAAUGUUGAAAGAUUUGUCAAAGAAGUUUAUAUUGCCAUGAGAUUAAAAAAAUAAAAACGAAGUCGGAGAAGUUUUACUUUAAACAAAUUAUAAGACAUAUGAAUAUUAAGCCUUGAUUCAGUAUUAACUUGUUUAAUUCAGUAUUGCACAUAAAUUAUGUGGUAAUUGCUACUACUUUAUUAACUUCCAUCAUUUAUAUAAAUUAAAAUUGUGAAUCCAUUAUUUUUGUAAUACACGUCAAAGUUUAUGGAUACUUUUGUGCUUAGGUAUAAAUCCCAGCUUGGAGCGACUGAUAUAGUGUGUGUUUACUUGAGCAAGACACUUAACCAUGAUUGCUUCAUCCUUAAGAUGGGGUGUAAAGACGUUGGGCCCGUGUGUUUGCCCGAAGGGGAUCGCCCCGGUGUUCCUGGUUUGAUUGGCAGCAUAUUGUGCCAAAGCACCUUUUAAAACAUUACAUGGUACUAUGUUAAAAGGAGUAGGUACCAUACCUCUAAUACAGACUGUUGAAGCUUAUCCACUAGCUAGUGUCAAAUACCGGAAAUGCUGAAGAGCAUAGAGAAACUCCUACUUAUUUCUCGGGAUUUGUUUGAUUUAUUGUAUUUAAAGUUGCUUCCAUGAUAACAUUUAACACUGCUUCCAAAUACUUCACAUUAGAGUUAAGAACCUAUGGUAUUAUGUUGAUAUUUGUGUCAGUAAACUCACAGGCAGUAACACCCUGAACCAAACGUUUAUACCUCAUGAAUUUUUGAUCAGAUAAGGAAGAUCCCAUUAAAGACUGCUCUUUCCGAAACCAUGGAGUACCAACCUGAAUUUCUCAUAGCAACACGUCUUUGUUGAAUACGUGAUUCACAUAAUGAAUAUUCAUUUGGUGUGCGGUAAAACCAUGUGUGUAUCUAACUCUUCAGGUUGAUUAUGUUCUUAAGAAAACUGUCUGGCUUUAAAUUCUACUACCGCGGAGUAGAUUUUCUGAAAAGAGUGAGUUAAAAGCCAUAUUCUUCCUAAACCAAAAUCCUUGCUACCCAAGGAUCUGCAACAAUAUCCUUAAUCUCGAAAAUAUUUUUGUUCACUACAGACCAACUUGGUCUUAAAGGCUCAUAUUUCCUGGUUAAACUAUUUCCCAUCCACACCAUGUUUAUAAUAACAACGGUGGAAAUAGUACAGCACAGUUACAAUAAUUGGAAUCGUCGAAACGUUUCGACCAAUUUAGAACUGACUCCGCGGCAGUACAGUUAAUUACGAUCCUAUAAGCUAAAGUAGUAGUCCAGUCGAAUU
Asterias rubens (European starfish) is the source of this 5604-nucleotide messenger RNA. Its product is annotated as dihydropyrimidine dehydrogenase [NADP(+)]-like. Gene Ontology annotation, molecular function: dihydropyrimidine dehydrogenase (NADP+) activity; uracil binding; NADP binding. The transcript has 16 exons. Gene Ontology annotation, cellular component: cytosol; cytoplasm. The coding region runs from base 362 to 3430 and encodes 1022 amino acids. Gene Ontology annotation, biological process: uracil catabolic process; thymine catabolic process. NCBI's taxonomy places the organism in Eukaryota, Metazoa, Echinodermata, Asteroidea, Forcipulatida, Asteriidae. The record is from RefSeq and is a predicted model, not a curated record.